AUGGGUGCCACUCAGAGCGCCGAUCAAACGAAUCCCGAAGUGGUCCGAAUUGAUCGCAGCGAGAUUCCGGAAGAAUACAAGACGGUUGGCGUUUCAAGCGAUGUCGUCAAACGCGUGCAGGCCACCAAAACGUCGGGUGGCGACAAUUCGGAAGAAGCUGAACGCCUCAGAGCUGAAUUGAAUCGCGAGCGAGAGGAAAAAGCGCGACUCCGCGAGGAAAUGGCCAGACUUAGUCAACUUCAGCAAAGAAAAGAUUUUGGCGCAAGUGCACCAAUUGGCGGAAUCGGCUCCGAUUUGGAGGAUCGCAAACGUGUGUUCGAUGAGACCGUCGAACGCGUUCAGAAGCAAUUCUUCGCCUAUCAUCGCGAGAAUGUCUGUCAGGAUAAUGAGAAUGAAAUCAUCAAAUGCCUUCAAUCGAAUCCGGGACGCGUUUUGAAGUGCGCUCCGCUCACCGAGGCUUACGAGAAAUGCGUUGGAGAGUUUCGUCAACAGGUUCUCAAAGGAAAUUAA
This is a messenger RNA of Caenorhabditis bovis, 510 nucleotides long. Lineage: Eukaryota; Metazoa; Nematoda; Chromadorea; Rhabditida; Rhabditidae. The record is from the annotation of a GenBank genome assembly.